GCUGCAUCUCCCUCGUUACUUCUUCCACACCCUCGAGCAGUAGACGACUUGGAGACAUCCCGUGCAAUUGUCCAUGAUCCUACCGCAGUAUCCUUAGUCCCCCACACAUCCGAUCGCAUCCGUUCGACCCCCCACCACCUGCUGCGCACUCCCGAGCACUGCCAGCCCUAUACCCGGGCAUCACCUCCCGACAUACCCAGCACCCGCACCUCAUCCUCCUCCCCUCCUCCCUCCUCCACACCGCCCCAAUGGCCGUCCUAUCCAAGAGCGAAGUCCCGCCAUGGGGCCUCGCAAUCGCCGGCUCCACCGGCGCCGUGCUGGCCAACGCGCUCGUCUACCCAUUGGACAUGGUCAAGACCCGGCUGCAAGUGCAAGUGAAGCGAAAGGCCGACGACACCAGCCCGCACCCGGACCGACACUACACCGGCACCCUGCAUGCCAUCCAGACCGUGCUGGCCGACGAGGGCGUCGAGGGCCUCUACUCGGGCAUCAUGGGCUCGCUGCUCGGCGUCGCCAGCACCAACUUUGCCUACUUCUUUUGGUACAGCACGGUGCGUCAGCUGUACUUUGACAAGGUGCAGAAGUCGAUGAAGAACCCCUCGACGGCGGUGGAGUUGUCGCUGGGCGCGAUUGCGGGCGCGCUGGCGCAGCUUUUCACCAUUCCCAUUGCCGUGAUCACGACGAGGCAGCAGACGCAGCCCCGGGGCGAGGGCAAGGGCAUGUUGGCGACUGCGAAGGAGGUCAUCGAUGGCCCGGACGGCAUCACGGGGCUGUGGAGGGGACUUAAGGCGAGCUUGGUGUUGGUGGUCAACCCGGCCAUUACGUACGGGGCUUAUCAGCGCCUGAAAGAGCUGAUGUUCCCCACCAAGGUCAACUUGAGACCGCACGAGGCUUUCCUCCUCGGCGCGAUGUCCAAGGGACUGGCAACGCUAGCCACGCAACCCCUCAUUGUCGCCAAAGUCGGCCUCCAAUCCCGCCCCCCACCCAGCCGCAAGGGCAAACCCUUCAAAUCCUUCUUCGAAGUCAUGGAGCACAUUGUGGAGCACGAGGGCCCGCUCGGUCUGUUCAAAGGCAUUGCGCCGCAGCUCAUCAAGGGCUUCCUGGUGCAGGGCAUCCUGAUGAUGACCAAGGAGCGCAUGGAGAUUGCCUUUAUCCUACUGUUCAGAUAUAUGCGCAAGUUGCGACGCGAGCAACUCGACAAGUUGGCGAAGAUUGCGGCGGAGAAGGCAGGCGAGGCCAGCUCGAAGGUACAGGCAGCGGUGAAGGCUUAGAUGUUGGCGAGGAUGGUCGUGUUUAGCUAGCUGGAGAAGCACGCGCCUGCAUGCUUGCACAUGGCGCUUUGGCGAGUGGAGUGCUUCCCGGACAGCGCGAGUGACGAACAUAGUCAUAUGAUAUACCGCGUGCGACUUGGGGGUAUUUGAUCUUGGGUACAACAUAUUGAAUCUGGUUGA
Molecule: messenger RNA, 1451 nt
Organism: Neohortaea acidophila
Lineage: Eukaryota; Fungi; Ascomycota; Dothideomycetes; Mycosphaerellales; Teratosphaeriaceae
Product: mitochondrial carrier domain-containing protein
Exons: 2
Coding region: 249-1271 (340 amino acids)
Biological process (GO): transmembrane transport
Source: RefSeq, a predicted model, not a curated record